Colletes gigas is the source of this 6278-nucleotide messenger RNA. It is a transcript of the gene fra, whose product is annotated as neogenin. Gene Ontology annotation, cellular component: membrane. The record is from RefSeq and is a predicted model, not a curated record. The coding region runs from base 158 to 4609 and encodes 1483 amino acids. Gene Ontology annotation, biological process: cell-cell adhesion. The transcript is spliced from 27 exons. NCBI's taxonomy places the organism in Eukaryota, Metazoa, Arthropoda, Insecta, Hymenoptera, Colletidae. Gene Ontology annotation, molecular function: protein binding.
GAAUGCAAGACUUAAUUUGUCGUUUCACGGGCGACGGUGAACCAAAGGAAUUGGCAUGUGUUCGCUCAAUAGAACAUUGUAUGCUCGUGCAGCGAUCGUGUGAAGAAAUUACGGUGGGUUUUCGUACGCGUCGGAGUCUGUGACACCCGCUGGCCCAAUGGAGCCGCGUACUCUCGCUGUCCCGUUGGCUUUGUUGACAUUCGUCGUACUGGCUAGUGCAGGUGGUUUGUAUUUUACCAUCGAGCCACAGGAUGUUAUGGUCGAGCAAGGUGGUCCAGCUAGAUUGGAUUGCGAAGCAAAAAGUAUUUUUGGAGAACCAAAUAUAGAGUGGCGAACUGAUGAUGGUCAACCAAUUAAUUUUAUUGGGGACAGUUAUCGAUCUCAGCUAGCAAAUGGGUCCUUGUAUGUAAAUAGCGUUUAUGGCAGUAGUCCAGAAUUGACUGGUAGCUAUCAGUGUUUAGCUUCCAUAGAUAAAGUUGGAGCAAUUGUCUCUCGACCAGCUACAAUUAAACUUGCAAGUUUGCCAGGAUUUGAAAAGGAACCUCAAGACACAAUGGUUUAUCCAGAGCAAAUUGCAUAUUUAAGUUGUACUCUCCCUUCAUCCUCUAGUUCAGUCAGUAUACAAUGGUUAAAAGAUGAACAUCCACUAGUACUUGAUGAUAGUAGAAUGACAGUUUUACCAUCAGGUGCAUUGGAAAUUGAUGAAGUUAACGCACAAGAUAUUGGAUCAUACAGAUGCAAUGCUAGUAGUUACGGACAAUAUAGACUCAGUAACAAAGCACAAUUAGGAUUAUUGACAAGCGAUAUCGAUCAAGAAAGCACACCACCCGUCUUUAUUGCUAAACCAUUGCAACAAGUAGUUGUUGAAGGAUCCACAGUAACUCUUGAGUGCGCUGCCAAUGGUUAUCCAAAGCCAAGUAUACUUUGGCUAAAAGAUGGUGUUGCUAUCGAUUUAGCAUCUCUUGAUUCUAGGUAUCGUAAAGUUGCAGCAUCCAGUCUUGUGAUUAGUAAUGUACAAGAAAUAGAUAACGGUUCUUAUCAGUGUCGUGCAGAAAACGAAGUUGAAACAUUGGAUGCAGCUGCUGAUUUAAUUGUACAAGUCCCACCAAGAUUUAUAAAAAUGCCAGAAGAUAAGGUAGCUAGCGAGCAUCAAGAUUUAGAAUUUGAAUGUGAAAUUUAUGGAAAGCCAGAACCAAAAAUUAUAUGGCUAAAAAAUGGUGAACGUAUUACUUUUAGCGAAUACUGGCAAAUCAUUAAUGGCAGCUACCUUAGAAUUAAUGGCCUAUUAGCUAUAGAUACUGGAAUUUUCCAAUGUAUUGGAACAAAUUCUGCUGGGAGUGUACAAGCUGCAGCACGUUUAACAAUCAAUCAACCUAGAAAAGCAAAUUCCCAUAGGACAACUACUCCAAAGAUAACUCCUAAAAAAAAGUUAUUAUUGCAUCGUCAAUUGUAUAAUAAAACAUGGCAACAUCCGAGCACCCUUUUAGGCCAUACGCUAUCCGCGUUCACGCCUAAUCCACCGCUUUCCAUUAGUCCUUCUGAUGAUCCAGCAGAUCUUCCUGGAUCUGUUAGAUUUCCUAAUUCCCUUUACGACCCGAAAUCCCAUUUUAUAGACGACACGGACAAUCUGGAAUCGAUAGAAGGAAGCGUCCCAUCAGCUCCAAGGAGUUUAAGUCUCGUCAUUGUCACCGCCAGAUUCGUAACUCUACGAUGGCAAGAACCAGAAAAUACAAAUGGAGAUAUUCUAAAUUACUAUAUUUAUUACAAACAAGAAGGUGCUCAAAGAGAAAGAGUACAUACCCAACAAAAAUUAGAAGCAAUGAUACCAGGCUUACAACCAAGUAUGACGUAUCAGUUUCGAGUGGUCGCUUUAAAUGCGAGAGGUCCUGGAAUGUCGAGCGAAGUAUUACAAGUCACUACACUCACAGAGGCCAAUGUUCCUGGACCUCCAUUGAAUUUAGAAGGUCAUGCUACAAGCAGCACGAGCAUUUCUUUAUCUUGGGAAAAACCGCAAGUUGUUAAUGGCAGAAUUUCUAAAUACUUAAUCACAUUUGUAGAGGGUGACAAUGAGGAAAUAAUGCGUGAAACGAUUAGUACCAUGCACGAAUUGAUAGAUCUCGUGCCUUAUACGGAAUACAGUAUUAGAGUUCAAGCUGUAAACGAAAACGGUCCAGGCGCGUUUAGUAGAGAUAUCAUAGCGCGAACUUAUAGUACACAACCAACUGAUCCACCACACAAUGUUACGGUAGAACCAGCUAGUCCUACAAGUAUUAUAAUAAGAUGGGAACCACCACUCGAAGGACAAAAUGGGAUUAUUACUGGCUAUAAAAUCCGUUAUCGUCGACAUGAUCGAGGUUCACAACCGGUCACUAUAACGACUGAAGGAAACCAACGCUCAAGAGUGCUUACAGGGCUUGAGAAGCAUGUUGCCUAUCAAAUUCGUAUAUGUGCCUUAAAUGUGAAUGGAACGGGACCUUGGACAGAAUGGAUACAGAUAGAAACGUACGAAACCGAGUCAGAUGAAAAAAGAGUGCCAAAUACACCCAGCAAUUUAAAAACAAAAGUGAUGUCAGAUUAUAUACAAGUAUUUUGGAAUCCACCGAAGGAUCAGAGUAUCAAAGUAAAGGGAUAUAAGCUGGGUUGGGGAAAGGGUAUCCCUGAUGUUGAAAUACAACUUCUUGAUGGAAAAGAACGCUCUUUUACUAUAGAUCAAUUAGAACCAAUGACGGAGUACGUUAUAUCCUUGAGAGCAACGAAUGAUGCUGGUGACGGUCAACCUGCAUAUGCAAAUGUUAGAACAACCGAACGUUCUAUGUCUGAAUCUUCUGUGCCUUUGAUACCGCCGGUUGGUCUUAAAGCUGCUGUUCUUUCGGAUACUACAGUAGUACUAUAUUGGACUGAUACGACAUUACCGAAAACUCAAUUCGUAACGGAUAAUCGAUACUAUGUUGUGCGUUACACGCAUCACCAUAGCAGUAGCCCUCGUUAUAAAUAUUAUAAUGCCACUGAUCUUAAUUGUAUGGUGCGUGAUUUAAAACCGAACACGCUGUAUGAAUUUGCAGUGAAACUUGUUAAGGGGAAGCGAGAAUCACCAUGGAGUAUGGUUGUUUCGAAUCAAACUCAGGAAGCUGUACCGAGCUCUGCGCCAAGGGAUUUAUUAAUACAAAGUAUCGAAGACCGUCCAGUAUCCGUUUUAUUACGCUGGCAGCCCCCUAAACAACCUAAUGGACCAAUUACAGGAUAUAUUAUUUUUUAUUCUACCGAUAAUACAAAGCGGGAUCGUGACUGGUUAAUUGAAGCUGUUAUUGGCGACAAAACUGAAUUCAUUGUCAAAGGCCUUAAAUCAAGUACAACUUAUUACUUCAAGAUUCAAGCACGGAAUUCAAAAGGAUAUGGACCCCUUUCUACAACUGUUCCAUUCAAAACACCUCAAAGCAAUGGCAUGGAUGUCUAUGAUGAAUUGCAUGGUCGAGAUGGACGAGGACUCUCGAAUAUACUCAUCUAUAUUAUCGUGGGGUGUUCUAUUGUUCUCAUCACCGGCGUAGCAGUUGUAGUGGUAGUGAUGUGCUGUAAGCGAAAUCCGGAUACACCUGAUAGAAAAAAAAGUUAUAUAAAAGAUGUGAAUCAAAAGACAAACAUCAAGCCGCCAGAUUUGUGGAUUCAUCAUGAUCAGAUGGAGCUUAAAGCUCUUGAAAAAUCUUCAAUUAAUGGGGAAGCUUCUACCAGUGGUAUAGCCAGCAACACACUUCCUAGACCAAGUAAUCAGGAGUAUAAUCAAGAGAAUGUGCAUGGAAAUUCUAGUUCGUUGGACAAGCGUACUUACGUGCCAAGUUACAUGGGUAAUACUGACGAGAAGUGCUCAACCCUGAGCAGACAGCAUAGUCGGGGAAGCCACAAACCUAAACUCAUUACACUUCCUGUUGACAGUGCGUCUUUACAUCAACCUAUAGCCACUGCUACACCGAUCGUGAAUACAAGUAUGUCACAGCCAACGAUUCACACUUCCUGUAGUGAUACGCCAUCCGUAAGACAAAAUUAUCCACGAACGGUAGCCCAGUAUAGCCUAAGUCGAGCGCAUAUCACGUUAGAACCGACACCUGAAUCGAGUCCAGAUUCUUGUAAUAUUUCAAGCUCAUACGAGCCGUUGCAAAAUCAACAAUUAUCAUACGGAGCAAGCGGGCAACCGUAUACCGGUAGCACUCAAUAUGCCUCGGGCCAUUAUGGUAAUAGUAAUCAACCAUCAAGCAGUAGUGGUGGGACUGACAGCACUAACAAUAGUAAAAGGAUGCAGGGUCAUCCUUUGAAAAGUUUUAGUGUGCCUGCACCUCCGCCACAAUCUGCGCCUUCGACACCAGCGCAACAAAAACAUGGUGUCUCUCAAGUUACUGUAAGGCCUACGAUGUCUGGUAGCCCGUAUAAGAAGCCACAAAGUUCUACACAAUUAGUAAAGAAUCGAUUAGCCUCAGUUUCAAAUCCGGUACACACUUCAGAAGAAGUUGAACGGUUAAAGCCUUCUUACAGUACGGAAGAACUAAAUCAAGAAAUGGCUAAUUUAGAGGGUCUUAUGAAAGAUCUAAAUGCCAUAACAGCGUCUGAGUUUGAGUGCUAAAAGAGGUUCCUAAACCUUGUGCCAUCUCAAUUCAAUAGACUGCAAUGAUACAUUCUCAAUGUUAGUACCUGAGAGAUAGGUGUGACGAUCAUGUUACACGAUGAAACUUUUUACAAAGAUCAUAUUUCGGCACACGGAAAUACAACACGAUUGGCAGAGUGGAUACUCGAAGGGCCGAUGAACGGCGCGUUAUCGAACUUUUUAAACAGUUUGCCUGAAAAUUAUAUCAUCCCAGUGUUAUUGGACUAGAACGAGUGUUUCCUAGUCAAUUUGCUCUUUCCUCCGGUACUAACGUUGUUUUCUACAGCGAAACGCAAAGUGUACUUGCCAAUGUAAUUUGACACUGCCACAUUCUUAUAGUGAACUUGCAUUUUGCAAGAUCAUGAAUGGUACGAUUUGAAAGUGUUGAUGCAAGAAUUGGACGUUUUAUUACGAGCGGUUGAUGGUGUAUUUUUAUGUAUAAUUGCACACAGUGUAUGCAAAUCAAUCGAGACGAAAGGACAUUUAUAUGUUUGAAUCUUCUUUGGAAUUCUUUCCGACAAAUUAAAAUAUGUUAAAUUAAUAAUUCAAUGGAUUCGUAGCAAAGAGAAACGGUUUAAACGUUUCUCAGAUCUUAUAUGUGUAAAAGUUAUUGGUAACCAUAUGGGUUACCUUUUUAUCUGCUUUGGUGAAAAUGACGAUCUUGCCUAAAAAUAAUUCGUACUAUAUCCAAAAGCUCACGUACUCUUUGCCAUGAUUCUAUAAUCUAUAUUCAUAAGAGUACAUUUUCUAUAUCGAUACUAUCGACUGCCAUACAUACGCUUAGGGUAGCGAGACCAAGUGAGUCUCUCUUCAUUGAACAUUUUAUGGUUCAAUGUGUAAGGCGGAAGGUAGAAAUAUUCUUCCUAUUUUUUUAUCCGUCAGAAUUUUUUUUAUAACAAUUUUGGUAAUAGGUUUUAUACGGUACAGUACUUUCGGGCUAGUUAAUUUAGUAUUAAUAAAUUAAAGGGCAACAGAUCACUAAAAGGUUUUAUAAACAACAGCCGGUCAUUUAUACAUUACGCUAAAAAACGUGUUGCCUAUGGUUUUGUAAAUUUUAUUUAAUAGGCUGAGAUUUUCCACGCUGUCGAAAUCUUAAUAUUUUUGGAACACUGUGUAACGGUCUUGAAACGUUUGUAUUAAAUUGCCCUGUACCUUGUCCAACGAAACGAGAUAGCAGAUGGAUAGUUCCGUCUUUAUUCGUCGACCGUUAAUAUUGACGUUUGAUCUGUUUCAUCGUUUUGGGUGUUUGCUUUUGUUUGCUGCCUCGUCUCGUUGAACAAAGUAUAUACUCAGUGGCUUCGGCAGCUUGCUAAGGAAUUCCGUUUAUUUACGGGAAAAUAUACACGUAUACUCUUAAACCAACAAUGUAGUAUUACGAUCUCAUCGAGAAAUAUUAUUUUAGGAUUAAAUGUGAACAUCGAGUAUGGGUAUUAUGAUAAGUUGUACAGCAUUACGAAAGAAAGCACGAUUUGAUCUUAUAAAGAACACGAUAGUAAUUUUCGCGUCGAUAUAUUUACCGUUUCGAUAGUUCAUUUAUCUUAAGAAUUACGUUUUAAACGACCAGUUAAAAGUACUAUUCUUCCACAAAAAGGCACAGCGUGUUUACAUCCCCCCUCCUGUCGCAGUUUGCUGAUUCACAGGUAUUGGU